AAUUUCAUCAAAAAAUUCCACCGGGAAGUGCCCGAAAUGCUUUCGGCCGGACGGAGCAUCCCGUCAAGCCUGUUGGACAAGAAUGAGACACACUCUCUCUCUCUCUCUCUCUCUAUAUAUAUAUAUAUAUAUAUAUAUAUAUAUAUAUAUUUAGUUUAGAUCAAAUAAAAAAAAGUCAUAAUGUGUAAAAUAAGAAUUAAUCUUAGAUAUCCAAACCGUCACUUUGAUGCAUAAAAAACCUUAUCUUUUGCACUUUUUCAAUAUUUAAGAAAAUGUCAUCCCGUCUAGAUGUCGGAAAAGUGCAUCAGAUAAGAUUUAUUCGAAAAGUGCAUUAGAUAAGUAUUAUUGUGCAUCAGAUUGAGAGUUUGGACGACUGAGAUUAAUUCUUAUUUUAUACGUUAAAACUCUUUUUUAUUUGAACCCUCCCCUAUGUAUGUGUGUAUAUAUGCAUAUAUAUCCAUAAGCUUUUCAUUCGGGUGUUUCCAAGCUAUUUGUCAAUUCACCAUUUGGGACUAAAAAAUUUUAAAAAAAAGAAAAAAUGAACACUCAACGGAAUAAAUGAAGAUUAAAUAACACAUAAAAAAAAAUAUGGAGGUCUUUCUUAAUGCCUCUGCCACCUACCUGUAUUGCUGUCUCCGAUCAACGAAAAUGCCAUAUUAUGUAAAAAUGCCAUCUAUUCUCUGAAAAUGCAAUGAAGAUUACAUUAUUACUCUUUGAAAAUGUCAAUUUUUUCUCUAGAACUGCCAUCAAGAUAGCAUUAUUGAUGCAUGUUGCCAUUUUUCCGGUGCUGGUGCUGGGAGGUACCUUAGGCAGCGGCAAAGGCUUGCAUAUUUUUUUAACUAUUUUUUAUUUUAUUUUUUAUGUUUGUUUUAUAAAUUUUAUAUUUUCCUUUUUCAUUUUUAUUAAUUUUUAUAAACAUUUAUUUUUGGUUUUUUAUAUUUAAAAAAUUUAUUAUAAGCAGAAUUACUUUAUGACAUUUUAUGUUUUAAUUAUUAAUAAAAGUUUGAUUUGUUUUAAAACAUAGCAUGGGUAUGAUUGGAAAGUUACUCCUAUGGAGGGAAUUUAAAAGUUAUUCCGUAUAUUUCUAUUUAUGCCAUUUAAAUUUCAUUUGGUUCUAUUUGGAGGAUAUAUCUAUACUCCAUUUUUUAUCGCAAAAAGCCUAGUUAUUAUUACUAGCGCAAGACCCUUCUUGGAUUUGGGACGGUCUUGUUGUUAUGUAAACCUGUUCACGAACACUUAUACUAUCUAUAUAAUUAGUGGACAUCACUUAUACUAUCUAUAUAAUUAGUGGACAUCAACAAACACCUUACGACUUGUUUGCAAUUUCCAAAUGUGCUUCACUAUUAACGGUCUUUUGAUAAUGAUAAUGAUAAUAAUAAUAAUAAUAGAUUUUUCUAAAAAUAUUAUUAAAAUAAAAUUCUUUUACAAAAUAUGGCUAAAAGUUUUCAAAAUAUAGGGUCAUGAUAUAAAACCUGAAAAUAAGUUAUUACACUUAAAUUAUUAUUAUAUUUACUACACUUUGUAAUCGAGUAUAUGUGUAUAUGCUUAUAUUAGAAUGUUUUUAAUUGAUCUGGUUUCAAUCACACACCUCACCAGAUCAGAUCAUUUUAACAUAUCUGACCACACACAGGGGCGGAGCCAGGACACUUUUAUUUGGCCGGACUGGGCCAGUACAAAGAAUAUUUUUGAAAAAAAAUUACACAUAAUUUUUUACACUUAAAAUUUAGACAUUUUUAAAAUUUGGGCUGGGCCAGGGCCAGGGGUGGCCACCCCCUAGCUACGCCCCUGACCACACAAGACCAUACUUAAACAGACUAGGUAAGACUUAGACAUUUGUAAAAUACACAUAGAGCAAUCAUCUAUCAAACCAUGGAGACAAGGUGAGAUCAUAUAUUCACGGAACGUUAAGCUUACCAAAAGCUCUUAAUUCCAUCUCCAAAUUAAUGGCUAUAAAUUAAGUACUUGCACAUUCUUAAAAAGUUAUGUUUUCCUUAAAUACGCAUUUACUUAUUUCCUCCGUUUUUGUUCAUAUAAUGGUCUGUUUACCUUGUAUGCAUUAAAUAGACGUCAGUCUUAAAGUCACAACUCACAAGUAUAAUCAAAGUCUGGAUAUAGGGAAAUCUUCCUAGACAUUCUUAAUAUGUAUCCAUCUUCACAGUUGUGUUUUGGAACAUUCUUGAUUGCUGCUUUUCUUUGCACACGUUUUGCAUACCAAGUAGGUGGUGAAUCUCUUGAGGGGGGAGGGCAGAAUGAGAAUUAUACAACCAUUUACGUCGACUCUUCUGGCCAGGGAAAUUACCAGACAAUCCAAGCAGCAAUCGAUUCAGUUCCUGCUGACAAUAAGGAUUGGAUAUGCAUUCAUAUCAAAGCCGGAACUUAUAGAGAACAGGUGAGGAUCCCGAGCGAGAAGCCAUAUUUAUAUCUAAAGGGAGAAUCACAAAGAAGAACGGUCGUAAUUUGGGAUGGACAUGACAGCAUUCAGAAAGCCACCUUUUCUUGUGAUGCUGAGAAUAUACUCGUCAAAAGCAUCACUUUCAUUAAUUCAUACAACUAUCCGCCGGAAAACAGCACGAACCCAAGAAGAGUGGCGGUGGCAGCAAAGUUAUCCGGUGAUAAAAUGGCGUUUCACCGGUGCGGGUUUAGGGGAUGGCAGGAUACGCUGUGGGACGAGGGUGGCCGCCACUACUUCAAAGGAUGCUCCAUUAGUGGAGCUGUAGAUUUCAUUUUUGGUAACGGCCAAUCCAUCUAUGAGAGUUGUUCUAUAUCAGUAGAGAGAGGUGCUGAAGAAGGGAUGAUUGGGUACAUCACAGCACAAGGGAGGCAGGACCCUGGAGAAAGCAGUGGGUUUGUAUUUAAGAAAUGCACUGUUCAUGGAUCUGGUGAAGCUUACUUGGGAAGGCCAUGGAGAGACUAUGCUCGAGUCAUCUUUUUCAAAACUUACAUGGAUAACAUGAUUGUCCCUCAGGGAUGGACAACCAGUUCUGACACUUCAUCCAAUUUGGAUAAGUUGACAUUUGCAGAGCAGGAGUGUAGUGGACCAGGGGCAGAAAGGUCAGGGCGAGUGAAGUGGGUAGCGGAACUGAGAGGGGAUGAGUUGGAUAAAUUUACAAGCCUCUCUUACAUUGAUGAAGAUGGCUGGCUUCGUGGCCUUCCCCAAAAUAAGCUGUUUGUGUAAAAUUACCAGCAUAUACCAUCAUCAUCUUCCAUACAUGGCAGUACUAUAGUCUAUAAAUAUCAUAUAAAUGGCAGUAAAAUAAAAAAAACAAGAUUUUAUACGACAGAAAAUUUGGUGCAAAAUUCUUUUUAAUAUAUAUAACCAUAUUUUUACAUGGUUUAUGUAUGUUUUGGUCCCCUGCACCGGCUGCACAUAUAGCAUUUCUAGUGUCACAACUUGUCAUGUAUGUAAAAUAUUUUCUUUUUAGUGCCACUAUAAUUCUGGGCAAUUUUUAUUAAGCAAAAAAUUAUUAUCUGCUGCGUAA
Messenger RNA from Cuscuta epithymum, 3479 nucleotides. The record is from the annotation of a GenBank genome assembly. NCBI's taxonomy places the organism in Eukaryota, Viridiplantae, Streptophyta, Magnoliopsida, Solanales, Convolvulaceae.